UAUAAAAAGAAAGGCUUGCUUCUCUGUUUCUUUCUUAGGUUUUUUUGGUUUGUUUCUCAUCUUUGAGAAUCAAAGAUGGGUCUAAUAAGUUUAGUGGUUUCUGAUCUGGCACUCUCGUUCAUGUGGAUAUGGUCAGGAGUUCUUGUCAACAUCUUAGUCUUCGGUGUACUUGGAUUUAGCCGCAAGGAUACGACCGGCGAGAUCGUCGGAUAUAUAUUCUCUGCCAUCUCCAUGUUCGUCUUCGCUUUUCUUCAGAAACUCACUAGAGGCGGACAUUAUAAUCCUGUGGCCGCUUUGGCUUCUGGAUUCUCUGGUGGCUUCCGCAGUUUCAUCUUCACCGUCGUGGUUCGAAUCCCCACUGAGGUGAUAGGAUCAAUCCUUGCGGUUAAGAAUAUCAUUCACAUUUUCCCUGAGAUUGGGGAAGGACCAAAACUAAACGUAGUAAUACAUCACGGCGCUUUAACCGAGGGGAUACUAACAUUUUUCAUACUACUGAUCUCACUGGGACUAGCAAGAAAGAUCCCUGGAAGUUUCUUCAUGAAGACUUGGAUUAGUAGUAUUGCCAAGUUAACUCUCCAUGUUCUUGGAGCUGAUCUAACCGGAGGCUGCAUGAAUCCAGCAGCGGUUAUGGGAUGGGCUUAUGCACGCGGUGAACAUAUAACAAAAGAGCAUUUACUUGUGUAUUGGCUUGGACCUGUUGUGGCUACGUUGCUAGCUGUUUGGUUCUUCAAUAUUGUGUUUAAGCCUCUGACCCAAGAACAAGAGAAACCCAAGGCUAAAUCUGAAUGAGUAAUGAGUUUUAGCUCUCAUAUUUAUUCAGCGGAUUAAUUCUUAUUAAAUUUCAUUAUGUAUUUUUUAAUGUAGCAUACUCAACUGGCGAAUCCAUUGUGCAUUGUGAUUGAUACAUGCAGGGUAAUAC
Molecule: messenger RNA, 919 nt
Organism: Raphanus sativus (radish)
Lineage: Eukaryota; Viridiplantae; Streptophyta; Magnoliopsida; Brassicales; Brassicaceae
Product: probable aquaporin SIP2-1
Exons: 3
Coding region: 76-789 (237 amino acids)
Biological process (GO): transmembrane transport
Cellular component (GO): membrane
Molecular function (GO): channel activity
Source: RefSeq, a predicted model, not a curated record